Symbiodinium necroappetens is the source of this 259-nucleotide messenger RNA. The record is from the annotation of a GenBank genome assembly. NCBI's taxonomy places the organism in Eukaryota, Dinophyceae, Suessiales, Symbiodiniaceae.
AUGUUUCGGAACUUUGGAAUCGGCAUCGGCGACAAGCCAUCUGGCAUCAGCAUGGAGGCGGUUGCAAAUCCGCCCAAGCCGGUCGAAAGGAUGUACACUCCCGUCAACUACCGCUACCGCAUGGCGGAGGAUGCCGAGGCGGAUUCCGGGAUUCCUGGGCCUAUGGCGCGGCCAGAGCUGCGACGAGAGUCCGACCGCCGACGCCGGGGCUCCCGGGACGAGGCUAUCUGCCACCGGGUUGUGAAACUUUGCACGCAAG